Messenger RNA from Octopus sinensis (East Asian common octopus), 4134 nucleotides. RefSeq names its product metabotropic glutamate receptor 3. The record is from RefSeq and is a predicted model, not a curated record. NCBI's taxonomy places the organism in Eukaryota, Metazoa, Mollusca, Cephalopoda, Octopoda, Octopodidae. Gene Ontology annotation, biological process: regulation of synaptic transmission, glutamatergic; G protein-coupled glutamate receptor signaling pathway. Gene Ontology annotation, cellular component: membrane. The coding region runs from base 1247 to 3973 and encodes 908 amino acids. Gene Ontology annotation, molecular function: group II metabotropic glutamate receptor activity. The transcript has 10 exons.
UAUUAUCGUUGUUGUUGUUGUUGCCGUUGCUCACCUUGUUAGUGUUGUUAGUGUUACUACUGCUGCAAGUGCUGCCGCUGCUGCUGUUGCUGCUGCCUCAGACGCCGCAUCUCCUAUCUUACAAGCGCCGCUUCCGUAAAGAAAGAUCACCAAAGAACGGAUGGCAAAGGAGAUAGUGAUUGCAUGUGAGUGGAAGGUGGAGAGCCGACACAAGGGGAAGAGAAGAUAAAGGAAAGAGGGGAGAGAAAAAAAAGUUCACAGUGGUGGUUUUGAUGGUUUCCUAAAUGCUGUGGAUUCCUGGGCAACAGGUUCUCCACUUGACGUUCUUUCUAUUAUCGUCAUCGUCAUCGUCAUCGUCAUCGUCGUGGUCGUGGUCGUGGUCGUCGUCAUCGUCGUGGUAGUUCUGUUUUGUUGUUUUAUUACUUUUGUAGUGUGUGUGGAUUUAGGCGCCGAAAACAAGAUCCUUUACCUACCGGAUAAAACAAGCAGGCAGAUCACGUAUGAAUAUACAUGAAAGGUGGAGAUUUUACUACGUGUCAACAAUCUAAUAAAGAACUUUGACAAGAAAUAUUCCGACAUGAAAUAUGAAACAAAUCCAAGAGAAGACAAAAUCAAAGAGCCCCGUUAUGAAAGGUGUUCAGACACCAGAAAUAUAUCGCCAACAAAUGUUUUUCCAGGUCUGUAAAGGCCAUACAGACUCCGGUUAUGACAACAUACCCCAUCCAUUCACCUUUAAAUAAAUAACCAUCAUUAAAGAAGAAAACCAUCUUGUGAACAUCAUCAAAGAAAUCAAAGAACGAAAAGGACCAUAAAAAUAAAUGUUUCGCUGAGCGUCCGGUGACCAUGUAUAUUUCCUUCAUUGAAGCAGAACACUGAUUUAAGAAAACGAAGAGGUUGAUAACAUUAAUCUAACAUCAAUGAACUUCAAACGACCCGGCAUCAAAGACUUGUUUCCCAUCUGAUAUGAAGUUUUUGUACACUGAAUUGUCAGCGUUUCUGUAAAGAUAAACACAAUUCAUCAACGGAAUGCAGCUGUUAUACAGGAAUCUUCAAGAAGAGAAAAUGUGCAUUGAAAUGAAAAUUAGUCUGACGGUUUCCUGCAAUUAUAAGAGCAAAAUCUCAUGUUAAAUUCCAAUUAAUGCCAACUCUGUCAACGUUAACAAUAUGACGUAUUAUUUUCAUUAUAAAUCAAGAGGUUUUAUACAGAAGCUACGAAACUUCAGUUUAUAGAAGAAGUGACCGCAAAAUGAACUCAAGACGUAAACUCCGCCGUCUUUACUUCAGUUUAGUUCUUACAAUUUUGGUUUGGGUUUCAUUCGCAUUUUCCGUCGCCCCAGACAAUAAAACAGGAAAAGCUCUCAUUCCAGGAGAUAUUAUUCUUGGGGGAUUGUUUCCUGUCCACCAAAAAGGUGAAGGGGAUAAACCAUGCGGUGAAAUAGAUGUGCAAAGGGCCAUUCAGAGAUUAGAAGCAAUGUUAUUUACGGUAGACCACAUCAAUCAAAAUGCUUCAAUCCUGCCUGGAAUCAAGUUAGGUGCGGCGAUUCAUGACACCUGUGCUCGAGCAACGUAUGCCCUCGAGCAAUCACUUGAAUUCGUCAGGGCAUCUAUCAGUACAUUAGACGCAUCUGAAUUUGAGUGUGAGGAUGGGUCGCGAGCAAAAGCGAAGUAUAUUCCAACAGCUGUCGCAGGGGUUAUUGGUGGCUCUUCGAGUAGUGUUUCGUUACAAGUAGCAAACCUUCUAAGACUUUUUCACAUACCACAAAUAAGCUAUGCAUCAACGAGUGCAGCCCUAAGUGAUAAAACGCGAUUUGAUUAUUUUGUACGUACAGUGCCACCGGAUACUUUCCAAGCAAUAGCAAUGGUUGAACUCGUCCAAGCUUUUAACUGGACAUAUGUUUCAACGGUUGCAUCACAAGGAGACUAUGGUGAAUCGGGAAUUGAUUAUUUCCAACAGGAGGCUCGUUUGAGAAAUAUUUGUAUAGCUACUACUGUUAAAAUUCCUACCAAUUCAAAAACCGAAACUUUUAAAUACAUAAUCAGGAGAUUGUUGGAGAAGAAAAAUGCAAGAGUUGUUAUUCUCUUUGUCCGCAUCGAGGAUGCGACCAGCAUACUCGAGUCAGCCACAAGAAUGAACGUUACAAACCAUUUUGUAUGGAUAGCUAGUGAUGCCUGGGGUCGUCAACCUCAUCCAGUUAAAAACAACGAGAAAGUAGCAGAGGGUGCAUUGACUAUAGAACUUACUUCAACGGUAAUACCUCAAUUUGAUGAUUAUUUUCAACGAUUAGACCCUUAUCUAAAUACAAGAAAUCCAUGGUUUACGGAGUAUUGGGAAAAAGUUCACAACUGUAAAUGGAAGACUGAAGAGCGGUCGGUACCAUUGCUUAUAAAUGAAAUGCCACGUCAAAUAUGCAAUGGCGACGAAACCCUUGAACCUGGAUACUACAAACAAGAGGGCAAAGUGCAGUUUAUUUACGACGCCGUCUACGCAAUGGCUUUAGCAAUACAUAGGAUGCAACAAGAUGUCUGCCCUAGAACGACGAAACUUUGUGAACGAAUGAAAAAGAUUGAUGGUGAAGUCCUCUUAAAAAAAUAUCUCCUCAACACAUCGUUCUAUGAUGGGUACGGCGCCCUAGUUCAGUUUGACAAACAAGGUGAUGCGCUUGGCCGCUACAGUAUAUUCAACUACGCCUACGACAACCUUACAGGCCAAUAUGCUUACAAACACGUAGGAACGUGGGGCAAAAAUCACUUGGAACUUACUGGGGAUGAAAUUACGUGGAGCGGGGGAACAGACCUAAUACCAAUGUCCAGAUGUAGCAGACCCUGCAAUUAUGACGAGGUGAAAUCUGUACACGACACUUGUUGUUGGAUUUGCAUCAAGUGCGAAGACUGGGAAUAUCUGUAUGACGAAUACUCGUGCAGAGACUGCGGCCUCGGCCGAUGGCCGAACGCCACUAAGCGUAGUUGCUUUAGUCUUGAGCUCCAGCACAUGACUUGGAACAGCAUCUACGCCAUCGUGCCGCUCUCACUGUCGUGCCUCGGUAUCAUCGGUACGGUUACGGUGAUGGUAACCUUCGUACGAUAUAACGACACGCCAGUUGUGAUGGCGUCUGGCCGAGAGCUCAGUUACAUGCUUCUCAGUGGGUGUUUGUUUUGUUAUCUAAUGUCAUUUAUACUUAUAGCCAAACCGUCAAUGUUCAUAUGUUCCGUACAACGGAUCGGAGUCGGUUUUGGCUUUGCAAUAAUUUACUCGGCGCUCCUAACUAAGACUAACCGUAUAUCUCGAAUAUUCUACAACGCUCGCCGCUCAGCCCGGCGCCCCCCAUUCAUUAGUCCACGAUCUCAGAUCGCAAUAGCUAGUAUCUUAAUAUCGAUUCAGAUUGUUUUUACAGUAAUAUGGCUGGUUUUGGAACCACCAGGCACUCGACAUUAUUUCCCUUAUAACAAGAGAAAUGAAGUUAUACUCAAAUGUAAAACGCGAGAUAUAUCGUUCCUAGUUUCAUUAAUAUAUAACAUGCUUCUCAUUAUAAUAUGUACUGUUUACGCUGUCAAGACCAGAAACAUACCAGAAAACUUCAAUGAAUCAAAAUUUAUUGGUUUUUCAAUGUACACAACGUGCAUCAUUUGGCUUGCAUUUGUUCCGAUUUAUUUCGGGACAUUGAACGCAUUCCAGAUUCAGAUCACCACACUCUGUAUUUCAAUAAGCUUGAGUGCUUCAGUGGCUCUUCUCUGCCUUUUCGUCCCCAAAAUGUACAUUAUUCUUUUCCAUCCUGAGAAGAACGUACGAAAGCUGAUAAUGAACUCGGCCACCUAUAAGCGUGCUCCUACCAGUAGUGCCACGAUAACUACCGCAACCAACCACGGUACAUUUACUGAGCACAUAAAACUCAAUGUGCAGAAUUCGGCACAGGCAAGAGCAGUCUGCAGUCCGACAGACAUCAAGACGGACAAAGAUAGUGUGGCGUCAUUGUGAUCCCAGUGACACGAGUGGUUCUUCAGAGAACAAUGCAGAGAAGCCCUGUGGAAUAUCUGAACAAUGAUUUCUACGAAGAGAAUGCGCACUGUAUCGAUACAUAUAAAGAAAUGCACACACACAACCAUAUACAUACAUAUGUAAAUAGAUACAUAUAAGUA